AUGGGCGGCACGGAGAAACGGUGCGCGAAAACGCGGAGAAAACUCUCGAUAGAAACCAAGAAAGAAAUCAUUGCAAAGAGAGAAGGUGGUCGGAAGAUUUCGGAUUUAGCGUCAGAAUACAGAGUCAACAAAUCAACGAUCGCCACCAUCAUCGCGAAUCGCGAAAAAGUAGCUGGUGUACACGCAGGAAAAGGUGUGGUGCAGAUUUGCUCUGAGAAGCAGCGAUCUCCGAGGCUGGACGAGGUCGAGAAUCUGUUGCUAUUGUGGAUCACGGAAAGGCAGAUGCGAGGAGAUGUCCUGUCGAGAGACAUGAUUUGUGAGAAGGCGAGGCUGAUUUUCGAAGGAUUGACUGUGAGCUCUAUGAGCGGAGAUGCCGACGCCGAGCGUCGGUUCCAAAGCGAGCCGAGGUUGGUUCGCCGGUUCCGAAAGAUGGGAGUACAUCAUGUGAAAUGUCACGGUGAAGCAGCCAGCGCUGAUAGUGCGGGCGCUGCUGCGUUCGCCAAGGACUUCCAAGCGUUGAUAGCAGAGGAAGGAUAUUUGCCGGAACAGGUGUUCAAAUGCGAUGAGACGGGUCUCUUCUGGAAGAAGAUGCCCAACAGUACUUUCACAACCGGAGAGCAGACGACGGUACCAGGACGUAAAAUGAUGAAAGAAAGACUGACAUUGCUCUUGGGAGCUAGUGCCAGCGGAGAUCUGAAGUUGGAGCCCUUGUUAGUGUACCACUCCGAGAAUCCGAGAGCGUUCAAGAAGCAUCGCAUACAAAAAUCUAAUCUUCCGGUUUUUUGGAAAUCUAAUCGGAAGGCCUGGGUAACGCAAACAAUUUUCAAGGAGUGGGUGCUAAAAGUCUUCGCACCUAGCGUGAAGAAGUUUUUGCGCCAAUCAUGUUUGCCAAUGAAAGCUCUACUGGUACUGGACAACGCCCCGGGACACUCGAAAGAUCUCGACGAGGAGCUCCGCUCUGAAUACGAGUUCAUCAAGGUGUGCUAUCUGCCACCGAACACGACGUCCGAGCUGCAACCCAUGGACCAGAACGUGAUCGCGACUUUCAAGAAGCUUUACACAAGGAGUUUGAUGAGGCGUUAUUUCGAGGCCUGCGAAGAGAAUCCUCUGAUGGAUCUGAAGUCUUUUUUGGCGUGA
Galendromus occidentalis (western predatory mite) is the source of this 1137-nucleotide messenger RNA. Its product is annotated as tigger transposable element-derived protein 1-like. The coding region runs from base 1 to 1137 and encodes 378 amino acids. The transcript has a single exon. Gene Ontology annotation, molecular function: DNA binding. NCBI's taxonomy places the organism in Eukaryota, Metazoa, Arthropoda, Arachnida, Mesostigmata, Phytoseiidae. The record is from RefSeq and is a predicted model, not a curated record. Gene Ontology annotation, cellular component: nucleus.